UUCAAUUCUCUGCCGAAGCAAACUAUGUCUAUACCAUCAACAGAAGAGGAAGUGAAUGGAAAAGGAAGAGUAGAUUUCAUAAGUCAACUACCGGAUGAUAUUUUGUUUUCCAUAAUCUCUUCUCUUUCGAUUGAUGAUGCCGUGAAAACAAGCGUUCUAUCAAAGAGAUGGAUACAUUUGAGGAAUAAUGUUUUUCACUUUGAUUUUGAUUGGACUCACAUGUUGAAACCCUUACCAGAAUUUUAUAGCCGAAUUUCAUAUAAUAAAUUUUUGAAGUCCUUAACAACCGAAGAACAUGCUAGGAAAUAUAGUGAAAUUGUUAACACUAUAUUGCAUCAACAUAUUGGUGAUUAUUCGGUUUUACCUGCAUUUGAAAGUUGUGAAAAGUUGAAAAUUUUGAAGUUGAAGAAAAUUUCUAUGGUGGAUAGUAUCAUCAAUGGAAUUUUGGAAAAUUGUUUUGGUUUAGAGAAGUUUUGUCUCAUUGAGUCAGAUGGUUUCGAUAGCCUCAAGAUUGAAAACAAAAAUCUUAAAUAUUUGGAGCUUUUGGGGUUGAAUGUUAAAGAAAUAGAUGUUAAUGUUGAGGAACUUCAUGUUUUGGUGAUUAAUUUUCUAACGUGCCCUCCAAAGGGUCUUAGAAUUUAUUCUCAGAACCUAUGGAAUUUCUCUUAAACUUACAAUCCAAUUCCUCAACCGAUCAAGUCGCGAAACAUUCUACAAACUCGUCAAAUUUUUGAAAAUUGCAGUGAC
Molecule: messenger RNA, 747 nt
Organism: Cicer arietinum (chickpea)
Lineage: Eukaryota; Viridiplantae; Streptophyta; Magnoliopsida; Fabales; Fabaceae
Source: RefSeq, a predicted model, not a curated record